Messenger RNA from Mercenaria mercenaria, 4661 nucleotides. Its product is annotated as synaptosomal-associated protein 29-like. The transcript has 3 exons. The record is from RefSeq and is a predicted model, not a curated record. Gene Ontology annotation, biological process: synaptic vesicle priming; exocytosis; synaptic vesicle fusion to presynaptic active zone membrane. Gene Ontology annotation, cellular component: SNARE complex; plasma membrane. Gene Ontology annotation, molecular function: SNAP receptor activity; syntaxin binding. NCBI's taxonomy places the organism in Eukaryota, Metazoa, Mollusca, Bivalvia, Venerida, Veneridae. The coding region runs from base 57 to 830 and encodes 257 amino acids.
ACCAGUAAAACAUGUAAACAAGGAAGUGACAGAUUUCGAAACCACAAAUCCUGAAUAUGUCUAAUCCGUUUUAUACGAGUUCUAAUCCCUUUGAGGAGGAGGACGAUGACGGCUUUAGUAGAAAAAGUCGCCCUAAAAAAAGUGAACUUUCACAUGAAGAACAAAUUCAAAGAAUGAUGAUGGAAAUUGACGAUUCAGAACAACGUCAGUUGGAAAGUACGAGAAGGGCUCUUGCCAGUAUCGAUGAUUCAGAAAGGACAGGGAUAGCCACAGCUGAGGAAUUACUUCACCAAAGAGAACAGCUCAAUAACAUUGAACAGAAGACUGGCAAAAUCAAUCAGGACCUUAAAACUUCUCAAAAACAUAUUACAAACAUUAAAAGUAUUUUUGGUGGUAUUAAAAAUUGGUGGAAUGGUGACAAGGAUAAGGCACCUCAAAAUAGUCAGCCAGAGCCAGGAAGCAGUAAGCUACAAACCACCAUAGAUAGUCAGUUUGCUUCACGGCCUCACCCGGGGCAGAGGUAUCGUACUGAUGACGGAAGAGGGUUUUACGAAGAUGAUUUGGAUGAUCAGUUUAUGAAAGGGUCAAGGAAUCCUCAGAGCAAAACUCAAUAUUUCAAACCAGUCACAAACAGCAGAAAAGAGCAAGCACUAAAUGAAAAUCUUGACAUGAUGUCCGAUGGUAUGGAACGCUUGAAGGGCCUCGCAAAGGGCCUCGGAAAUGAGAUAGAAUCACAGAAUACACAGUUGGACAGGAUCAAUACUGCUACUGAUAGAGCAGACAUAAAACUGAAAGAUCAAAACAGGCAGAUGAGGGGGAUUCUCAAAUGAUGGAAGAAUUAACUUUGAUCUCAGAUUAAUUGUUCUUAAAAAAGCCAUACCUACUAUAAAGGACGAGAAAUUUGUUCCCAUGCUUGAUGAAUGUGACAUUGAUAGCCAGGUGUAUAAUUUAUGAUGAAUCAAGUUUGAAAUAUCACAUAUACAUUGAUAAAAAUAUCAAGAGGAAUUAAAGAUGUUGGGAUUUUUUUUUUAAAAAAAUGUUAAAAUGGGGUGAUGUGUAGUCAUUGAAAAAUGCUUAGUAGGGGAUCUCAAAGAAUUAGUAGCUGCAGAUUUGUAACAAAGUGAAUACAGAUGUACAUAUCAACUAUAUCAACAAUCAGAUGCUGAGUGUUUCAUCUUGUUAAAGUUUGAACUUGGUUACUGUAAAAAUUGCCACUUAUAUCUGUGACCAGAUAUAUGUUAUUUCAAAUUGAUGCAGUUUAUAGGAUAUUUUACAGAAAUGAAUAUUUUCUAUGUAAUCAAGAUUCAAGGAUGUUAAACAAAGAGAUUAAUAUAUGAUGAAAUGUGACUUGCUAUUCUGUAUUGGAGUAUGAACAAUGUAUGCUCUGUUUUGGAUGUGUGUAGUCCCUAAUGUUACAGCUUUAGAUUUAAAUUGAAGAAAAAUAACUCGGAACAAUGAUAGAAGUAGUAAAUUAUUAUUUGUCUACUUAUGAGAAUGGUAAGACUUAAAAAAUAGACCUAAUAAAAUAAUUAUAGUGUGUUUGACACAAAAAAAUAAUUGUGAACAAUAAUAGUGAUAAAUACAAAAAAGACCUUAGGGAAUGAAUUUUUAUUGGCGGUAUUAUGCCACUGGAGUUAAUUUGGGCUGUGCUACAGAUGUUUAUAACUAAUCAGUUACGUAUAAAAACUUUAUCGUACAGGGUACCGUAUGUUUAGUUCUUGACCAAGUCGUUGAGUAUCAUAUUAUUUUGGAAAUGAGUUGUAAGUGCAUUUAGAAUUCUAAUGUUUUAUUGUCAGUCAAACAACGAAAGAAAUCGAGCAUUUUAUAUUCUGCAAUUAUGAAAGGGUUUUAUGUGCAGCCUAGUGAAAAUAUUUUAACAUGAAAUGUUGCCGUGUGACAUCAAGGUCAUCACUAUGUAGUUUAUAAUAUUUCUGUCAGCAUGUUAGAAUUAACUUGCUUCAAUAUUUAAAUAUUCGGGACUAAUGCUAAUAAAAACAUAUUUCAGGCCCCGUGUUCACAAAACAAUUUCAGUCUCAGCUGAGUUUGAUAACUUUAUUUGUCAUUUAUAUCUAAAUAGCAUGUUAAAAACUGAAUUUUAAGUUAAUAACUUCUUUUUAAGUGGCUAUUCAGUAGGAAUUUAAUCUUGAAGUUUUAGUAAAAUUGAUAUAAAUUUCAAACUCAAACUAAGCUAAGAGGGAAAAACGUUUUGUGAACGUGGGGCCAGAGUUUUUAGGUUAUUUGCAUUUGCUGAGUAGUACACAAGUUUUGAUAUAUAUGAGCCGUGCCAUGAGAAAACCAACAUAGUGGGUGUGCGACCAGCAUGGAUCCAGACCAGCCUGCGCAUCUGCGCAGUCUGGUCAGGAUCCAUGCUGUUCGCCAACAGUUUCUUUAAUUCCAAUAGGCUUUAAAAGCGAACAGCAUGGAGCCUGACCAGACUGCGCGGAUGCGCAGGCUGGUCUGGAUCCAUGCUGGUCGUAAACCCACUAUGUUGAUUUUCUAAUGGCACGGCUCAAUUAUGAUUGACAGAAUUUAAUUUAUAUAUGUUGAGGAUAUCAUAUAUCCUGUACAUUUAAUACUUCCUGAAGAUCUGAUCAGCAAGGUUGCUUAAAACUUAAUUGAUCUUUACAGGAAAAUACUUCAGAUAUCUAUUGUUUAAAUUGUAAUUGAAAGUCGUAUGCAUGUAGUCAGCAAUCAGUAUUUGUAAGUUAUUAAAUACGUGUUUAGAAAUAUGCAGGAUUUCUGCAGCAGAAAUAUUGCUUGUUUUUAGUGGCACAAUAUUAUUCCAGGAAAGAACACGUGCAUAUUUUGAUUUUAAUCUUAUAAUCAUUUUACUGUUACAUUCAAAUAAUACACAUACAAUUGUUAUAUAAAUUAUAUAAAAUUGUUCUUUUAGCCUUUGUAAAAUUGAAAAUGUCAUCUUUAAGGAACUUUUAUUUGUGACAACAUGCAUAAAACUGACGUCACAAAGGAUGUCACACACGCAAUUGGAAAUAUGGAAAAAUAUUGACGUUUCGGGUUCCAUUGUAAUUUUAAAAAAAAAACAUUUUGUGUUUAUAAUUGAGUAUGUAAUAAGAGUUGUUGUUGAUAAUACUAGCAUCUAUACCAUUUGGUUAUCAGGACUCUGUUAUAUGGAAGAUUAAAUACAUGCACAUUGUAUUCAAAUAGCUCCCUAUGAAUGUCAAAAUGCAGUAAAGUCAUAGAGUAAAUAAUGGCUGUAUUAUCUUCAUAAUGGCUGGGACCUUAUUACUAGAAAGGGAUUACUUGGUAUCAAUGUAGGAACUUGAUUACAUUAUAAAUUUGAACCAUUUAUAGUGGCAUCAAAUCCUCAUUCUUUUUAACAUGUGUAGUGAUCAUCUGCAAGUCAGUAAAUUUUGCUGUUAUUUAAAAGGUCAGUUUUAGAAAAUGUAUACUAUGAGCUGUCAAUUUUUACAAGUCUGCACCUCCCAAAUUAUGUCUACGACUUAAAAUUUCUCAGCUAUGCCCCAGUAUUGUACUGCUUCAUUUGCCAAAAGAAGUUUGAAUGAAAGUUAAAUUUUUAAACACAUAUUUUUGUGCUAUGAAAUGAAAGCUUUUUGUCCUGACUUCCUAGCUUUUCAGAAAAUUCAAAGUUUUGCAGAAUGUUGAAGCUGACCUUUUUCCAGAAGUUGGUUAUAUUUUGUAUAAUGAGUGGGACUUUAACAUGUACUGUACAUUACUGUGUAAUGCCGAGUCAAAAAAUUAUGGGGUCAAAGAAAACAUCAUAUAAUCAUUAAUAGUUUUGUAACAAAAGUUGAUAAAGUUGGAUAAUAUGGGUAUAAAUAUUUCUAGUAAAAUCUGCAUUGAAAACAUUUUUAAUGAAAGUGUUACCUGAGAAGAUUUAAGGGAAACUUAUUUGAAUGGAUGGAUAAUUAUGUUCAUUGCAAAGUAGACUUAAAUUAAGUUUAUACUCAUUUAUUUUAGCUUCAUUGUGAUGACAGCUUUCUAAGCAUAGUUUAAUAACGUGCCGUCUGCUUCCUGGAAAACCAGUAUAAUUGGUGUCAUGUUUUAAGGAUCCUGACCUAUGGGUGGAGCGGCUUUCACACCUGAAUUACUAGACCAGCACUUCAAUUUCACCCAUUUUGGAGACCAGAAAAUUUCAGUCUUGACCCUAUUUGUUUAUGGAUUGUUAUGAAAUGUUUAGCAAACAAGAAGCAUAAAAUUUCAUAUAAAUUAAUUUUUGAAAAUUGUUCAAGGGCCAAAAUUUUUAAACAUACAAAAACACAUUUUUGGUCUUAUAACUGACAUUUUCAGAAAUUCAAGAAAGAUCUUACUUCCACCCUUAGAGAAAUUGAAAAUGAUGGAUAAACGAAUCUUGCAUUAUAAAUCUGCAAUUCUCAAAGACUCCUGCUGUAGAUUUAGGGGAUCAAACAGUUAUGUGAACCGAGACUGAUUAUUCUUUUUGAAAUUAUUUCCCAGUCUGAUGGCUAUAGAAUGCAAGUUUUCAAUCGGAAAAUGGUUUCAAGUAAACAGUAUGUUAAGUGUAAGAUAUUUGUAGGUGCAUUCUUUGUUUUCCUGCUUUCAUUACUUUUAACUUUUACGAGUUAUAAAUGUGGGUAUGUGAUAUUUUUUGUGAUUUAUUUACGUCAUGACUGUUGUCCUUUGUUGUCAGUUAUUAUGAAAUAAAAUAAUACGAAUCUCUAAAA